UCAGGGCCCUGUUGUGCCGGGCGCUGCACAGACACACAGUGAGAGACAGUCCCUGUCCCAGCUGAGAUCAGGACUAUAUUGUUGUCCCUUCACUAUCUGAACAGACAGGACAGACAAAAGGUGGGAGAGGAAACUGAGGCACAGAUUGGGCAAGUGACCUGUCUAAAGUCACAUAACAUGUCAAAGCCAGAGUCUAUCCACCAAGGCCGGCCCCAGGUAUUUUGCUGCCUCAAGCAGCAAAGCCACAAAAAAAAAAAGGUAAAUCCGCGAUCAGCACCACUGCGGUGGCAGCUCUGCCGCACCGCUUCAUGAUUUGGUGGCAAUUUGGCGUCGGGUCCUUCCCUCCGAGAGGGACUGAGGGACCCACUGUCGAAUUGCCACUGAAGACCCAAACGUGCCGCCCCUUUCCAUUGGCAGCCUUUAGCACCUGCUCCCUGCACCGGUGCCUGGAGCCAGCCCUGCUAUCCGCUCUGUGACCUAUCAAGAAAGACACUCAGCUUUCACAUGGUUUAACAGAAACCGUUAACGUCCCUAUGAUCGUGAUGAUCCCUAGCUCCGACCUCGAGCUUUGCAUCUGUAGAUCUCGCAGUGCUUCAUACAGGGAGCAUAGGUGCUGACAAAGUGGGUGCUCCAGCAUGGAAAAAAAUUGGUGGGUGCUCAGCACCCACUGGCAGCUCCCCCCCCCACUCCAGCUUACCUCUGCCUCCUCCACGAGUGCACCACCGCGUCCUGCUUCUCCUCCCUCUCAGCCCUUGCACUGUGAAACAACUGAUUUGCAGGGCAGGGAGGGAGGGGAAGGAGGGUGAAAGCGGCACGCUGGGAGAAGAGGCGGGGUCGGGGCAGAGAUUUGGGGAAGGGAUCCAAUGGGGCAGGGAGGGGGCAGAGUUGGGGGUGGGCACUUUGGGGACGGGGUUGGAAUGAGGGUGGAGCCAGAGGCAGGGAAAGGGUGUGUGUCCUCCAUCCUGCAUGAAGAACCGGGCUGCCUCAGGUAAAGCCAUCGCCCCUGCAGGGGAGGGUGCGCAAGCAAAUGCCCCUGUGUUGCUGAGCCCUUCUGCCAAGGGCAAAGGUCCCGUCGCAGCCGCGGGAAAAGCAGGACUUUGUGCUGCAGGCAGAGCCACCCAGAGCCAGGCUGUGCCCCCAGCACCUGGCAAAGGGCAGGAGAGCCCGGACAGCAGCAGUUCCUCCGAUAGCGAGGAGGAGGACACGGCCAAGCAGUCCUCGAGGCCUGCAGGGGCACCCCAGAAACAGGGAGCGACGAAGGAGGCCGACAGCACCUCAUCGGAGUCCAACAAGGAAGAGCAGCAGCUUUCGCAGUCCCUUCUAAUAGGCUAUCUAGGUCUUUCUAAAGCUCCAGCAGCACCCCAAGUGCAAACACCUGCUUCCCUGACCUCACCCAACGCAGGACGUAGAAAAGCAGCAGCUGCUGCCAGCACCCUCACCAAACCUGGGAAAGCAGCGCUGCCUGACGUCUCGGAGAGUGACAGCAGUGACUCUGAUACGGAUGCUGAGAAGACGUCAGCCAAACAGACGGCAGAGAGCAAGUCGUCCUCUUCUGGGGAGGUAGCGGUCACCACAAAAGUGGCCUCUAGCCAAGAGACUGCAGCAGGGAAAGCGGGCGAAAGAGGCACCAGUCUCAAAGCCUCACGGGCAAAGAAAGCCCUGGUGGUGACUCAGAAUGCUGGUGGUCCUAAGGGCUCUCCAGGGACGCCGUCGCCGUAUGCUCUGCUGUCCAUCGCUCAGUCGGAGCAGGAGAGCUCCGUGAGCGACAGCGAAGACAGGGUUACUACUGCUGCCAAGGCUCCGGGCGGGCAAGCGCCAGGGGAGCUGGAGGGGGGGAAGAAGGAGCAGAAGGCAGUGAAGAACACCCCCGCAGCAUCAGCCAAGGCUCUGAAAGCAACGAAAGCACCAAAGCUUGGGGACAAAGAGAACAAGAAGCAGAAAUCCUCCGUGAAAAGGAAGCUGGCAGCAGGGGAUGCCAGCCCCGCGAAGCCCAAGCCGAAGAAGCUGAAAAGUGGCCUCGAGACUCCCAAAAAGAAGAAAAGCCAAGGGGAGAGAGCAGCGGGCAGCAAGGAGAAGAAGAAGAAAGCCAGUAAAAAGAAGAAGACUGUGAAAGACAAGAAGAAGAAAAGCAAGAAGGCUGCAGCUGGAGUGGAGCCAAGCACGGACGGGUCUGCUUCCACCCCCCAAAAGAAGAAGAAGAAGAAGAAAGCUGCUGAGCUCGAGGGAUCCUUGGGAGAAGAGCACCUCCCUCGGACGGCCGACAACGAAUGAAUGACGUAGGGGUGGAAGACAGUGAAUUAAAACUCUUCUGUUUUUUUUAAAGAAAAAGAAAAUACUUUAAACUUCUAAAUCUUAAUUUAUAACUUCUUCUUUUAACUGUGACUUUUAGAGCCAAGCAUUGUACUUUGCUGCCUCAGCCACUGCCUGGCUGGGACUGGACAAGAGUGUAUAUUGUUCUCCCGGAAGCCCGCAGCCAUUACACUGUAACCAAACGAAAGGAGGCAAUCAGAGCAACCCCAUGGGCAGAGGGAAUAAGAAGCCAGCUCCUCCUGUGCGCCAUUUCCCCUCUUAGAUGUGAUAUGCAGCAAUCUCUCUCCAGAGCUAUAUUUUUUAAGAGAAACUUCCAA
This is a messenger RNA of Gopherus evgoodei (Goodes thornscrub tortoise), 2627 nucleotides long. Its product is annotated as nucleolar and coiled-body phosphoprotein 1-like. The record is from RefSeq and is a predicted model, not a curated record. NCBI's taxonomy places the organism in Eukaryota, Metazoa, Chordata, Testudines, Testudinidae. The transcript has a single exon. The coding region runs from base 967 to 2271 and encodes 434 amino acids.